AUGGCGAUCAUGACGACGACGACAUUCUUCCAUCCUCUACUUCCUUCUAACACUUACAAAUCCGGAGCUGUAUCUUCUUCCUUUGUCUCACUUCCUCGUUCCCAGUUCCCUUCUUCUUCUUCCUCUCUCCAAUUUCGCUCGCUUGUUUCCGAUUCGUCGUCGAUUUGUGGUCGGAAUAAGUUCACCGGAAAAUUCAGAAGAGUAUCCGUUACCGUCUCCGCCGCCGCAACUACUGAACCUCUCACCGUUCUCGUUACCGGUGCCGGUGGAAGAACAGGGCAAAUUGUGUACAAGAAAUUGAAAGAGAGGUCUGAUCAGUUUGUGGCAAGAGGUUUAGUGAGAACAAAAGAGAGCAAAGAGAAGAUCGGUGGAGAAGACGAAGUAUUCAUUGGAGAUAUUCGAGAUUCUGAAGCUAUUGCUCCUGCUGUUCAAGGAAUUGAUGCUUUGGUCAUUCUCACGAGUGCAGUGCCUCAAAUGAAACCUGGUUUUGAUCCUAGCAAAGGAGGAAGACCUGAGUUCUACUUUGAAGAUGGAGCUUAUCCUGAACAGGUUGAUUGGAUUGGUCAGAAGAAUCAAAUAGAUGCUGCCAAGGCUGCAGGAGUUAAGCAGAUUGUUUUGGUCGGGUCGAUGGGAGGAACGAACAUUAAUCACCCCUUGAAUAGUAUUGGCAAUGCCAACAUUCUGGUUUGGAAGAGGAAGGCUGAGCAGUACUUGGCUGAUUCCGGUAUUCCGUACACCAUCAUUAGGGCGGGUGGUCUGCAGGACAAGGAAGGUGGCAUCCGAGAAUUACUUGUAGGAAAAGAUGACGAGCUUCUCGAGACAGAAACAAGAACAAUCGCAAGGGCUGAUGUUGCAGAAGUCUGUGUUCAGGCGUUGCAGCUUGAGGAAGCAAAAUUCAAAGCACUUGACCUGGCCUCAAAGCCCGAGGGAACAGGGACCCCAACAAAGGAUUUCAAGGCGCUUUUCUCUCAAGUAACCACUCGGUUCUGA
Arabis nemorensis is the source of this 990-nucleotide messenger RNA. The record is from the annotation of a GenBank genome assembly. Lineage: Eukaryota; Viridiplantae; Streptophyta; Magnoliopsida; Brassicales; Brassicaceae.